Molecule: messenger RNA, 898 nt
Organism: Gigantopelta aegis
Lineage: Eukaryota; Metazoa; Mollusca; Gastropoda; Neomphalida; Peltospiridae
Product: homeobox protein CDX-1-like
Exons: 3
Coding region: 1-633 (210 amino acids)
Biological process (GO): regulation of transcription by RNA polymerase II
Cellular component (GO): nucleus
Molecular function (GO): RNA polymerase II cis-regulatory region sequence-specific DNA binding; DNA-binding transcription factor activity, RNA polymerase II-specific
Source: RefSeq, a predicted model, not a curated record
AUGGGGUCUCCAGGUUUUAUUCCGAAUUCACGAUCCUUUUUGCUGCCAUCUUGGAUUCCUCAUCCCUCAAUCCAGCCUCAUUUUGGACAGUUAGCAAUGACGCCCGCGAUUGGUGGGUUAGCAGCUUCGGAGAUGCUUAUUGGACCGUAUCCGCCUCUAGAACGUGCCGCAUCGGAAUUACAAAGCGAAAGCAAAUAUUCUCCUACAAACUACAAUGAGAUUUCCGCAGAAGACAGGGCGUCACCGUUUUUUCCGCGGAGGAAGAGGCGGGAGCAGCGCGCAAGAAGACAAAGGACUACUUUCAGCAGCGAGCAGACGAUACGUCUCGAGAUGGAGUACAGCCAGGCGGAGUACGUGACGCGGACUCGGCGCGUGGAGCUCGCGCAGCUGCUGACCUUGACCGAGACGCAAAUCAAGAUUUGGUACCAGAAUAGAAGGGCAAAGGACAAACGAAUCGAGAAGGCGCAUUUAGAUCAACAAAUGCGCUACGCUGCAGGAUAUCCUACUAUUGGAUGCGCAUCCGACUGGAGACUAAACGGAUGUAUGUACCAGUCAAAUAUUGGGUGGGAUCCGUGGAUCUCCAGACAGCCUAUUAAAACUCCCGUAACAAAAGACAGCCAAGUCGAAAAAUAAAAGAAAAAGAAAGAAAAAAAGAAAAGAAAAGAGAAAACAACCCCAGAAAAAGCGGAAGGAGAAAAAAUCCCCCCAAACUAACAACGGCAAACGCGUGUGCAGGGGGAAGGUUUCGGGGAUCCAAACCCUUCCCUACUCAAACAUGACUCAAUACCCCCUAUACAUUUCGGUCGCCACAGUCUAAGCCCCUCCCCCGCUAAAAUGCAUGCACACGCGCCUGAACUGAAAAAAAUACGUGUAACUGACUGACGAUUGAUUAAUCAAC